Messenger RNA from Dichomitus squalens LYAD-421 SS1, 2601 nucleotides. RefSeq lists its product as uncharacterized. The record is from RefSeq and is a predicted model, not a curated record. The transcript has 4 exons. The coding region runs from base 1 to 2319 and encodes 772 amino acids. Lineage: Eukaryota; Fungi; Basidiomycota; Agaricomycetes; Polyporales; Polyporaceae.
AUGGCCCAAUCUGCAGUGUUUGUGGAACAUGAGGAGUUUAUCAACGCCUUCUUUCCUGUGCCGAACAUUUCCUCUGCGAGGGAAGUGCGACUGCAACCACUAAAGACGAAUCCAUUUGCGACGCUGUCAAACGCAGACAAGCUGAACGAAGUGGUCGUCCAAGCUGCCUUUAGCAAGGCUGUCAACGAACACAAUCUCAUCCCCGGUUUCAGACUUCGCGAUUGUGGGCGGCGUCCUGAUCUUACUAGUUGCCAGUCACGUAAGGUCGACUCGGCCCUUUUCCGGAACGAGCGCGCCACUGCCUCCUUGCGCCAGCCUUGGGCUGAUCAAGUAUUGCCAGUCGAGUUCACCCGCGACCCCGUCUCUUUCGAUUACUCAAACGACCCCAAAAAGAGUGUCGGGUCGGCGGAUGAUCAGCGCGAUAGAGCACUUGAUCAAAUCGCCAGUCGCGCCGAGCUCAUCCACGCUGUUCAGCAUCGAGUGGCUCUCUUUAUGCUCGUCGUCACCGGCCCCCAAAUCCGCUUCGUACGAUGGGAUCGGUCUGGGUCCGUGGUUACAGAGCCGCUCAACUACGUCAAGCACUGGGAGCUCUUCUGCGACAUCCUCUGGCGCAUUGGCCAAUGCACGGACGUCCAGCUCGGCUUCGAUCCUACCGCCGCGCGCCUUUCUCCCGGCGAUCCGGACUAUGUCCGUAUGACUACCGCCGCCCGCCCACAGCCCACCGACGUUGACGAGAAGGAGCGCAAGCUUGCUCCUGGGGAGAUAUCCCGUGAAGGUCCCGUCGUCUUCAAGUACGUCCGCGCCAUGUUCAACGAAGCCGUCAACUCUCCCUGGCCCCGCUACCGUCUCGAGGUACCCAACGGCGCCUCUUCCCGCGCCUUCCUCGUCGCAAAACCCACGUUCCGCUCUCCUCGUGGGGCGGUCCGGGGUACACGCGGCUACGUUGCCUUGGACUGUGCCACAGGGGAGCUCGUGUGGCUGAAGGACACCUGGCGUGCUCAUCACCUCAUCAGCGACAAAGAAGGCGACGUGUUGGGCAGACUGAACGAGGCCCGUGUCGGGUAUGUCCCGACUCUCAUCUGCCACGGAGACAUCGCGGGCCAAGACACCCUGACCCUCGAUUGGUGGGCACGGACUCAGAACCCACGGACUACCGACCCCCCGAAGUCUGCAGAGUCGCCCACGCACGACGCUCCUCCGUAUCCGCAUCCUUCUGCCCCUUCGUCUUCGGGGGCCCUCAAGCGCAAGCGCGACGACGACUCGGGGAGGUCCGAGGACGGUAUCCCGCUGCCGAAGCGAGUCAAGACUGGUUCGGGACUCCCAGCGAUCCUAGAAGACUGUCCUUUCCAACUGUACCGACACUACCGGCUGGCCGAGAAGGAGGUGUGCAUGAGCUUGGAGAAGUUCCAGAACGGGCGCCAGCUUGUCUUCCUCGUGUCCUGCGGCCUGGACGCUCACCGCCAGGCCGCGACGCUGCCCUCGAACCCGGUCCUGCAUGGUGAUGUCAGUGGCGGCAACAUUUUGAUCCUUCCCCGCAUCUCCCAGAAAGCAGAUGGCGCCUUCAUUGAAUGGACUGGCCUCCUGAAUGACUGGGAGAUGUCGAUACCCAUCAACAGCAAGACGACGACACCGAUCGACUACGAGAAGAGGUCGGAUCGAGCACGUCAACCUACACGACCAGGCACUUUCCAGUUCCAGUCCGUGGCACUGCUCACUCGCCGCAAGAAGGAGGUCGAGAUCUAUGACGAACUCGAGUCGUUCUUCUGGGUCAUCCUCUUCUACGGGGUGCGGUACCUCCGCACGAACAUCCCGAGGACGAUGAUCGACGCCUGGAUCGAAGACUUCUUCGACCCGCACGAGGACGGCGACGAGAAGCUCGGUUGCAGCCCCAGGAAGCUGUACGCGAUCAAAACCCAAUGGCUCACCGCUAUCGGCCCGCACGCCUUGAAGUUCGAUAGUCGCAUGGACAACGUGAUUGCCGACCUUGAGUGGAUGUUCAACGACCACUAUGCCACCUGGGAGGCAUGGGGCUGGCACGAGCCCUCGGGAAUCGACUGGGACUAUCGCGAGCUUGGCCUCACGCACGAUGCGAUGUUGGAAGAACUCCGUAUCAAGCUUGAGCGACCUUACCGUGACAAUCCAGAUUGGAAGUUGAACGACAAGAUCGGCGAAGAUGUUCCCAAGCAAGACGGCCAGACGAGCUCGACGUCGCCUGGAAGGCUCCUACGCACGAAUCCGAAGCUCCACGCGCUGGAAAGGGCUGCGCACUGCUCCUACCCCCAUCGUCACCAGCCCCGCCGAGAUCCCAGGAUUCUCUAGGUGGUUAUCUAGCACCAAUUACGUUGCUGAACUUCGUUGCGUUCACUGCGUCAGCCUCCGUUGUAUGAUAGCACCCUUACACAUUCCAACAGUAUAUCGUGACUAUUGGUGCCUUGUGACAGAGAGCUAUUGAGGCGCCUUGAACUCCCUUCGCUGGGCCCUGCUCGAUGAGGUUGCGGAGCGUCUGACUACCCCAUUGGGCUCGCAUAUUGUUCGGCUCCCAGCCGACCUGAGCAUGUUUUUUCGAAGGGGCCUAUCGAUAUACAAACCGCUGUACUUCCC